Molecule: messenger RNA, 1842 nt
Organism: Cyclospora cayetanensis
Lineage: Eukaryota; Apicomplexa; Conoidasida; Eucoccidiorida; Eimeriidae
Product: retinitis pigmentosa 1-like 1 protein
Exons: 4
Coding region: 1-1842 (613 amino acids)
Source: RefSeq, a predicted model, not a curated record
AUGUUGAGGGCUCGCGGCGCGCUGAGGGCCAGCGAGAUACUUGGAACAGGGGAAGCCAAUCAGGGCGAUUCAGAGUUGAAAGAUAAGGACACCCAGAAAGAAACACAAGACCCAUUCAGAGCAUUUAAGAACGACAUUGAGGCGAGAAAGCAUACUGGAAAAGCCAGACUGCAAGAACUGGACGCAGACAGAAGGAUACAGCAGGAACAAAAACUCGAGGAAGAAGGAGCAAACCAACGGACUCAAAUGUGGGGAGCCACACAGAGAGACGUGGAACAGGAGAAGGGCAAGCAAAAAGAGGAGCCGCCUCCCGUUGGCAACACGAAGCCGCAGAAAGAGGGAAAGCGCGAACAGCAAGAGCCAGUGCAGGCACCUGACGUUGACAGAAAGCUACAAAAGGACGAGCGAAGGACCGUGGAGAAGGCGGCAGAGCAGCCGGAUUCCGUUGGCACAUCCGGACGGCCGAGAAAUGGGAGCUCUAAGGCCAAAAAGGAUGCUGUGGUUUUGCGACAGCACAUCGGCAGUGUAGAACGCGUCACAUUGCUUCCUCAGGGAGAAGGGCAAGAAACGAAAAUAGCUGAAGGUUUCAAAGCUGCAACGACAGUGUCUCCUGAGCAUUCUAACACCGGAGCUCGCAUCCAGGUUGAGACUUCCAGAAAGCUACAGACGGCAUCUGGAGGCCCUGACGAUCGUCAAGGCAACAAAGGAGGCCUCGGAAGUCGUAAAUCUGCUUCAACAAGAAAUGUUUCUGCUUCUUCUGGGAUACAAAAGCCCUCGUCCUCUGGAGAGCACCUCGACGAGGCAAUCCAGCCAACGGGGAGGAUAAGCAGUGGUCAGAGACAAACCAACAGUAGCUUUACUCUUCUUUCAACUCCAAUGGACGCCGCCCCCUCUGAGGCUCGCGAGACAAAGAGCCGUAGCGAAACGUCUGCAUUAGCCUAUGUAGGGGCUUUCUCUGCACCUGAUUCUACAGCAGCGAAAAAGGCUUCUUCAGGAGCUCAGGUUACCGAGCAGGCAGCUACUCAAUCAGAGGCACAUCUAGAGUCGAAACGAUCCGGUGGCGCACUUACCAACAGGCCUGUGGGUGUCGCUCCAAAGGAUGCAAGCUCUACAGGCUCUUAUACAGUAGAUGGCAGCGGGAAAGGUCUGGCACCGUUGGGCCCUCGGUUCGCAGGCAAGCCUACUAGUGAAAGUAGCCCCCUGGAGCAGAAUAAGCAGGCUGGGCCAAAAGGGCAGCUUCGCGAAUCUAAGAAUAGGAACCUUCACUCUGCCAGCGCACAAGACGGUUUGAGUGGCCUUCCGACUGCAAAGGAAUCUUGCAAUCCUGAGGGUUCCCCACCUCAUGGAUUCGAGGGCCGUAGCGAAGGCAGAGCUUCCUUGACGGUGGCAGCAAAGCGCUCGGAAAAAGAUGCAAAGGAGACAGGCACUCAGAAGCUGCCUGGAAGGAAGCAGGAAAUUGAGUGUCUCGCAAAACAAGAGGCAAAGCUAUCAGGUAUGGAAAACACUGCUACCGCACACAAAACAGCAGCAGCGCCUCCUCGUGAGUCUAAGGGUGGCCCUCCCACCUCUACAGCUCUAUCCGCCGCUGCCUCUGGGGCGUCGCAUUCAAGACAGGAAGAUCAGCCAGCAGCAACUGCGUCUAAGCAGCUGGCACCGAAAGCGGCACAAGCAAGGAAUUUUAGAGAGGGCAAGGACGCGCAUUCCGUCUCGGAUGAUGAGGAAGCCGUCGAAACUAACGCUGAAGGGACUAAAUGGUUGCGACCCAUAACGAGACGCAAGUGGACCACUGAUUACUUGGCUGGUCAUCAUGUUACGGAACGAAGUGGGGUGAUAAUGUUUUGA